This is a messenger RNA of Vanderwaltozyma polyspora DSM 70294, 960 nucleotides long. Its product is annotated as exoglucanase repeat family protein. The record is from RefSeq and is a predicted model, not a curated record. The transcript has a single exon. The coding region runs from base 1 to 960 and encodes 319 amino acids. NCBI's taxonomy places the organism in Eukaryota, Fungi, Ascomycota, Saccharomycetes, Saccharomycetales, Saccharomycetaceae.
AUGACAUAUCAUGACUUGGAUCUUGAUUUUUAUAAUAGUUCCAGUCCUUAUUAUAAGGGAGAUGGAUAUAAAUCAGAUUCACAAAUAGUUAAAUGGGAUCAAGUAUUUCUUCAUUAUCGUUUUACAGAAUCUCAUGAUUUUGACAUUGAUCAAUCCAUUGAAAAUAUUGCACAUAAUUUUAACUAUAAGAAAAAUAUUACCGGUGAGCCAGCAUUUCCUAUUACGUUUGUGGGUUCCUGGAGUAGUGCAUUAACUGAUUGCACACCUUGGAUACAUGGUAUUGGUUAUGGAUCAUGGUACGAUGACACAUACGAUGAAGAUACAAAUUAUGAAGUCAAAAAUGAAUACGAUGAUAUUGACUAUGAAAACUAUGAAAACUAUACCUGUGUUUCUCAAAAUCAAAUUGAGGAAUGGCCUGAAGAAUACAAAAUUCAAGUAAGAAAGUUUAUUGAAACUCAGUUAUCGCAUUACAGUACUUAUACUAAGGGAUGGUUCUUCUGGAACUGGAAAACUGAAAGUGCAUCUGAAUGGGAUUACCAAAAAUUGAGGGACCACGAUUUGUUUCCACAUCCAUUUGACAAUUUUACGUAUUAUGAAGCGAAUGGUGAAUUGAAGUUGGCUGAUUCCGAUAAUGAAAGUUCUAUAUCCUCUGUUGAAACGUCGUUAGGUACCUCUUCGAGCAGUCGUAUUAGUACCGUAAGUUCAGACAUGGCCCCAACUUCCAAAUCAUCAAGCAAGAGUCAGAGUUCAAGUGUUUCCAUGCGUGGUGGUAAAACUAGCUCAACCAGCUCGACUCAUGUCAGUCAAAGCAGCUACACCAGUUCAACUCAUUCCAACAGCACAAGUGCUUCGCACAAAAACGGGUCGUAUACCGUUAAGAGUCCUAGUAUUUUUGCUUCAAUAUUUUCUUGGAGUUUAAUGAUGAUAUGUUUUACUUGCGGUAUUAUGUUGUUUGUCUAA